Molecule: messenger RNA, 459 nt
Organism: Prunus armeniaca (apricot)
Lineage: Eukaryota; Viridiplantae; Streptophyta; Magnoliopsida; Rosales; Rosaceae
Source: the annotation of a GenBank genome assembly
AUGGUGAAAAGUGUCACUAAGAGGAGCAAGACGGCAGCCACGAACUCUCUUGCGACACCAAGUCCCCAUGGUACCGCCGCCACCGCUACCCUGCUUGGACCAGUGUUGGAGCAUGUGUCGCCACAUCCACCUUUGCCGCCGCAACCUUCAAGUGUUGAACCUAUUCACGCCACUAGAGAAACCCUAGGUCAUCAUCAACUCGACUCCACACAAUUCUUUUCUGCUUAUCAGAGCAGCCAAGCAGAUCUCAAUAACAAGGUCGACAAGUUCACCAAGAGGUUCGAGGACAAAAAUAACCAGGUCAAUCAACUACUCGGGAAGAUUGACUUGAUCUGCAACUGCAGAUUUAGACCAGUCGGUGAGGAAGAAAGGCUAGCGAGCGUACAUGCAAGCGAUUCGAGAGGUCCUAUAAAGAUCUGGCAGAAACCAGUAGGAGAGGCACAAGGCAGGAACGUGUAG